Molecule: messenger RNA, 2544 nt
Organism: Aegilops tauschii subsp. strangulata
Lineage: Eukaryota; Viridiplantae; Streptophyta; Magnoliopsida; Poales; Poaceae
Product: condensin-2 complex subunit H2
Biological process (GO): meiotic chromosome condensation; mitotic sister chromatid separation
Cellular component (GO): nucleus; condensin complex
Molecular function (GO): chromatin binding
Source: RefSeq, a predicted model, not a curated record
UCAGAUCCCGCCGUCACAAAUUCCAUCGAGCGGGAGGCCUCCGAAAUCCGAAAAUUCCCCAAUCCUCUUCCAACCCUAGCCCCUUGCUUCCUCCCCCCUUUCCCUUCCCGCUUCCAAGCACCCUCACCGCCCGCGGUCCACGCCCAUUGGAUCCCGAGCAACCAUCCCGCAAGAAUACCUCUUCGCGCCCAGUAGCUUCGUUGUCUGAGGGAGAGUCAUGGAGGACGGCAGCGGCGGCGCCGGCGGUGAGGGGAGCACGAGCGGGGGGAGGUUCCCGAUACUCCAGGCGAACCGGGACCCGGAGUCGAACUGGGAGGUGGACGUCGCCAAGAGCCUCGAGGAGUACCUCCUCAAGAUCUGCUCAGGCGAGAUCUCCGCCGAAGACGGGGCCCACAGCUUCAACUUCGCCGAAGCUGCGCUAUUGCUCCAAGGUUCAGUUCAAGUUUACAGCCGCAAGGUGGAGUACCUGUACUCAUUGGUGCUACAUGCGCUGGAAUUUCUCUCGCAAAAUAAGCAAGAUCAACAAGAAAAGGGAUCUACUGAAGCUAACGAAAAUGGUCCUAGCACUACUGCCAACAAAGAAGAUGAUAUGUUUAUGGGUUUAGAUGAUGUCCCAGCGGAAACAAGGACCACUUUGGAUAACAACCUUGACCAUGAUGAUAUGCGAAGAAAAAUUGUGAGGCCACCAGCAAAUCUUCUAGUGUUCGAAGGAGACUGUGUCGAUAGCGAAGCAAGCGAGCUGGAUUCAUAUUUGUUAGCAACAUGUGGUUUCUACGGAGAUUUCCUCCUGCUGGAUCCAUGUGACGCACCAGCUGUUUUUGAAUUUUUGCAAGGAAAAAAAUCCUGCAAAGAAGAUAUUUUGGCUCAUAGACGAACUCCUGGGAAAGCCCGAAACAAUGUCUUCACUUCCCCAAAUGUAAGAUCAGGGGGUACUGCUCGUAGACGAACUCCAGGGAAAGCCCGAGAUGAAAAUAUAGAUCCAACUCAGGACAGCGAGCAAUCUCGUGAAAUGAUAGCAGAUCAAAGUCAAGAAGAUAGCUGGCCUCAUCAUCCUGUUGACCACAAUUCUCCUAUCAUCAUGCCCCCACCAGAUGAUGAAGACCCUGGGUGCCCAGAUCUCGGGGAUGAUUCUGAUGAUGAGGAUCCAUAUAAAUCUUUGGAUCCGCAUGAACCUAGCAACCUAAAGAUCAAGCCUUACAAGAGAGUAAAAGCUUUUUCAAGGCAAGUUAUUGGCGCUCCAAAGAAGAAAACCCUUGCAUCUAUAUUUCCUGUGGCAAAAAUGGAUGGUGUUGUUAGUCCUGAACUAACAAAAUAUUUUGAAGUACAAAUGUCUCAGCAGGAAAAACCUGAUGUCUCCCAGUCAGUUCCUCUUUAUGAAAAGCUUAGAGAGUCAUUUGAAACUGGUGAAGUAAAUUGCCAUACAUCUGGAGAUUUGAAGGAUGACAAACAGACCAAUAAUUUUGAUGAUAUUGAUGGGCCAGACACCCCGAAUGAUCCAUAUGUUGACAUGGAUAUUGAUGAUGACAUGCCAAGUUACUCGGAUAAGAUCGAUGAUGAAGUGGUUCGAGUUACACAGGACAGCAUGGAUGGACAUAAAAGCCUUGAUGAUUUGUGUCGAUCACAUCUGGAUGCUCUCCUUGCUAGCAUAGCUGAGGCUGAACAACAAACCGAGCUGGAUGCACGAGUUUCAACAUGGAAAGAGCGAAUAGAGCUUGCCUUGGAAGAGCAGGAUAGAAAUCCACCCUUUGAUAUCGGUUUAUAUGGAGAACAGAUCCUUGACACACUCUCGUCAAGAACUGAUACAGGGAUUGCAUCAUUCAGUGAGAUUGUUAGCAGCAAACCAAAGUAUGAGGUUGCAAGAACAUUCUGUGCCCUUCUCCAGCUGGUGAACGGAAGAAGUGUUGAUCUGGACAAAGGACAAGCUACAAAUGACUUGGUUUGCUACACAGCUGUCAAUCCAUUCCAUGUAAAGCUGAUUGGUCCCAACCGUAGACCAGAGAUGGAGGCACGUUUUGCACGCAAGAGAGUCAAGUCCCCUCAAAGAAGUUGUGGUGAAGAGGGCGAGCCCUCUCGGGUACAACCAAAUUCGUCUAAGAAGCAGCCACCUAAAAAUGGCAAGGUUUCAGUUAAGGCAGCAGUCAGAUUGACUCCUGAAGGAAAGCGAAGGCGAAAGUCUGCUCAACUGCUGCAGCCAUUCAAUCUGGAAUCCAGCUGAUGCAAAUGAAUGGCAGACUGACCUUACCAGUCUAAUUUUUCUCUUGUAUUGUUGAAAGCCUCCACCCCCCCCGAGGAACGUUGUUGAUUGUCUAGCUGAUGGCAGUGGUUGAUAAGAAGGGUGAAGUAUUAGGUUAUGAAGUAGGGCCUAGCUAGAGCGCUAGAUGGUGUAUAUGUACAAUUGAUCAUUGUGCUGUUAUGUAUGUAUAUUAUUGAUAUCGACCCAAAAUGUAAUGUUUACUGGCAACGUUUUUGGGCCAGAAUUGCCCCUGUAUCGGGCAGAUACAAUUGUUUGAUAUUCUAAUUCAGUAGUUGGCAUUUGAUGACUGA